Messenger RNA from Uranotaenia lowii, 3485 nucleotides. It is a transcript of the gene stas, whose product is annotated as transmembrane protein 41 homolog. Bases 868 to 1911 code for a protein of 347 amino acids. The record is from RefSeq and is a predicted model, not a curated record. The transcript has 5 exons. Gene Ontology annotation, cellular component: endoplasmic reticulum membrane. Lineage: Eukaryota; Metazoa; Arthropoda; Insecta; Diptera; Culicidae.
UUCGUCGUCGUCAGUUCAUCUUUUGGCAUCGUUUCGUCGGGUUGUGUCCGUAAUUUUUCUGGUAAUCGGAAGGCGUAGUGAAGUUUUUCCUCGUUUAACUAGAAAAGAUUAAAGUUCUUUUCGGUAAAUUUGUUACCAACAAUUAACGGCGCGCGUGGAAUUCUUUAGCAUCGUCGGUGGUUUAUAAUUGGAAAAAGUGCGACGAAAAUCCACGCCCGUUUAGCAAGAAGCCUUUGAAGUGGAAAAAACCGUCAAAUUUUAGUUGGUUUCCACUAAUCGGUCGUUUUUUUCCUACUCGGUCGUCGUGUGUGCCAUUACAACACCCUAUAAUAGUGCUAGUUGAUGAUAGCCGCUGGUUUUUUUUAUGUGAGCCGCGAUCAAGCCAUUGCUGCCUCAGUGAAUAUAUAGUGCUGUUAUAGUGAUUUCGAAAUAAGCGACGGGCAGCGCAGGUUUUUGUGACUGUCACCUGUCACGAGGGGUGGUGUUUUUUCGAUUCCGGAAGGCCAAUUCGGCAUAUGCUUCUGCCCUGAAGCAGUCGAGAAGAUAGCCUCCAGCUGUUUGUUUUGGGUCUGGAUCAACCCGAGCACGAGAACAAAGAAAGCUUAAACUACUGCCGAGAACGGAACGGAUUACGGGAAACAUAGGAAGCCUGGGGACAGUGGAAUCCCCUCGAGACGGUGAAUCAAGCAGUUCUCAUCGAGACCGUGCUCAAAACUUCCGCGUCUCGCUAACCGGUUGGCUGCUGGGAAGUGCUGUGAACUUGAAGUGCAAAGUUGGAAUAUUCGAUUUAACAAAACUUAAUUAAAACAACAAAAGUGAAAUUCGAGCUACCCUCAGCAUCAACUAAUUGCUUGAAUAAAACCACAAAUGGACGCCGUAGAGACAACGAACCACUUUGUAGCCUUUGGAGAAGCACAAAACGGUAAGCGAGAUCUGAAGACACCUCUAUUGGCGACCACUAACGGAAUCAGCUCGCCACCACCGAUGACGGUACCCAAUGGACAGCUGCGUUACACGACGGCAGCUGCAGCUGCUUCUGCCAACAACAACUACAACGCCCACGCCAAAUCCAAUGGCACCAAUGGCUUGAGUAAUGGUGGUAGCCAGCAGCAGAAGCCCUCGACCGCCAAAGCACAAUCCGAUGACGACUGUUGCUACCAGGAGAAGGAUGAGGAACGAUCGGCCCGGCAAUCGUUGAUCAUCCUGGCGGCGAUCUUCUUUACCAGUUUGUUUGCCAUGAUCUAUGUUUAUGCCAUGUUUCCGGAGUUGGAUGAGGCCGAGAAGCAGUACAUUAAGGUGCCGUUUGAUAUUGAGGAUGCCAAGCAGCUGGGGCGAGUGCUGGAUCGCUACAAAGAUCUGUACUACCUGGAGGUGAUGUUCGGCGUUAUCCUGGUGUACAUUUUCCUCCAAACCUUUGCCAUUCCCGGCUCGCUGUUCCUAUCGAUCCUGUCCGGGUUCCUGUACAAUUUCCCGGUGGCCCUAACGCUGGUGUGCUUCUGCUCGGCCCUCGGUGCAACCCUUUGCUAUCUGCUGUCGCAGCUGGUCGGACGCCGGGUCGUGAAGCACUACUUCCCGGAGAAGGCUCGCGUCUGGGCCCAACAGGUGGACAAACACCGCGAAGAUCUGCUCAGCUACAUGCUGUUCCUGCGCAUGACCCCAUUCCUGCCGAAUUGGUUCAUUAACCUGGUGGCGCCAGUGAUUGGGGUUCCGCUUUACCCGUUCGCCGUUGGGACAUUCCUCGGAGUGGCACCACCCUCGUUCAUCGCCAUCCAAGCUGGGAAGACGCUUUAUAAAAUGACCAGCUCGAGUGACGCCUUCAGCUGGGGCUCGGUUACCAUGCUGGCUGUGUUUUCGGUAUUUUCCCUUGUGCCGGUAAUCUUCAAGCGGUACUUCAAGUCCAAGAUCGAUUAAAUUGUGGUCGGUCGAUUAACGACGGGGAUAGAGUUGGCCAAAUGUUUUCGCGUUACCGGAACAUGUGAAGCAAAAGUCAGAACGGUGGAAUGGUUUCUAGACAGAGGAAGGUGAGUCAUUAGUAUGUAAGUCCGUUAGGGGAAGCAAGUUGUACGAAAACAAGUAAGAGUAAAUGCCACAGGUUGGCAAGUUGCGUACGGUAGCAAUUGGAAUAGUAUAAUUUUAGCCAAAGAUAUGAUAAGAAAGUAAGGUUUAGAGAAGUAUUGACUGGGGGAAACUGUUUGCGAAUGUUAUCGUUGUUCCGUUCGUUCGAACGAACUUUUUAACCCGGAACGGUGGUAAUGAUACUGAAAAUGUCUCGAAGAAAAACUAAAACUAAAAAAUUAUAGUCCUUAAUCUAAUAAUCGCUUCACCUAAUGCGUUCUUUGGAAUAUUUCAAGUAUAUUCCAUGUUUCCUAAUGUUAUUUGGCUUCGAAACCAGUUAUGCUACACUGAGUAUAUCGUUACAUUUCGGAUAUUAGGUAAAGUUUGGUCCUUAUAAUACUUACAGUAAAAUAUUAUCCUUAAAUUACUCGAUUUAAAAAUAUGAAACGCUCUAAAGCCAGCCAGCAAUCAACAAUAAAACGCUACUUGCCCCUUUCACUUAAAUGUAUUGCUCGAUAAAAUGAUAGCUAAUUACCUGUAACCCGAUAUUGCAAUAGAAUUUAUUCCUACCACCACCACCAUAUCAUAAACUAAUACGCUUUAGUAAGAAGGUUUUAAUGAGAUCGUUGUCUCUGUCCGCAAUGUGUGCCGGAACUUUAACUAAGGUUUUCGUUGUUAAAAAAAAAAAACUUUCUCCACGAGGUAUCUACAAAGCUCCUCAAUGAGCAAAAAAAACCUAUUUCAGAACUUUGAGUUCGUUCAUGCAGCUCCUUACAUACAAACGAUUUUUUAAAGAAGAUGUUUAAAAAAUAUUUCUAGAAAUCGCACUAGCACCAUCUGUCGGUCACUAGUUCAAAGUCGAUUGAGCUUAAACGAGGUUCGAGUUUUUUUGUGAUAUUCUUUGUCUCUUUAAUGAUAAACUUUUCUGCAAACAAAUAUUCCUCCAAAAGAAAGUUGAAUCAAAUUUGGCAAGUAAAACGUCAAAUUUGUUCAAAAAUAAGUUCUGAACCGUAUUCAAAAACUUUAGUCUUACUUGCAGCCCUUUCAGAUUAAUGUCGUUUGUUUUUGUGGUGUAUCUCUUCCUACUUGAGCUUUCGUCAGAAAAUAACCGAUUUAAGGGAGGCACCGAAAAAUUUAACACCAGACCAUUCGAACUGUACUAACUAACUAGCUGUUUGUCACCGACAAAAAACGGGAUAGUCAUAAAGUAAAAGGAAAGAAACUAGUAAUACCGAUAUGAAAGAAAAAUACGAUAAAAUUAAUAAAGCCACGCGAUAGUCUUAAUUCUAGUGAUAAAUAAUUGAUACUAGUACACUAUUCAUACUAUUGACUUAUGGAGGGUGAGAAUCAAUCAAAACUGUGAGAAAAGACAUUGACACUCCAGAUAGGGGUUCGAAAAGUAGAAAGCAAAUUGAAACAGUUUAAUAAAU